AUGGCCUACGACGGCAAUCUCCCGGCACCCACCUUCGACCUCGACACCUACGCCAACAAUUACCAAGGCGCCCUCCUCCCGAUCCGCCUCGCGCACAUCUCCACCCACUGCCCCUCCCUCUCCCGCCAUGCCCUCUCCUCCGCCAUCGACGCCGCCAAGCAGGGCAAAGAUGUCCAGCUCUACGCCCGUCUGCACGACAUCGCCGACCGCCUCGGCUUCGCAGACCUCGCCAAGAUGGACACGGCGUGGGCGUCGAAGCAGGAAGAGGCGAAUCGGAGAGAGCUGUCCAGAUUAGAAGGAGAACUACGCGGCUACAAGAACAACAUGAUCCGCGAGAGCAUCCGCAUGGGCCAGGACGAUCUCGCAGCACACCAACUCAGCACCGGCGGGCCCGUCCCCGACCCCAACGAUCCGCAUUCACAGCACACCUCCGGCUACAAUGCCGCCUACCAGGCCUACGGCAAGAUGCGCGACUACUGCACCACGCCCACCCACAUCGCCAGCAUGACCCUCCGCCUAAUCUACACCUCUCUCCUCCAAGCCGUCUCCUCCCGCCAGGCCGGCGGCUCGCCCACCAUGUACUACAACACCGCCGUCUCCAACGCCCACCGCAUCCGCACCAUCGGCGUGAAGGAAGAAGAGAUGGACCGCCUCGUCCCCAUCAUGAACGCCUCCCUCGGCAUCGCUUACCUCGGCAACGGCUCCUACCGCGACGCCGCCUCCUACCUCCUCUCCACGCACCAAGACUACGCCACCUUGGGAGCGGUCCACAACACCGACUUCCCGCGCAUGGUCGCCAGCGGCAACGAUAUCGCCGUCUACGGCGGGCUGUGCGCUCUGGCGACGAUGGACCGCGAGCAGCUCCUCACUAGAGUCCUCGGCGGGCCGUUCCGCUUCUUCCUGGAGCUGGAACCCCAUAUGCGCAAAGCCAUCUCCCUCUACACCACCGCCAAGUACGAAGCCUGCCUCAACACGCUCCGCCACUACCACGCCGACUGGUCGCUCGACGUCUUCCUCGGCCCGCACGUCGACCUCUUAUUCGCCCGCAUCAGGGAGAAGAGCAUCACGGCCUACUUCUCCUCCUUCUCCCAGGUCUCCCUCUCCUCCCUCGCCUCCACCUUCCCGCCCGCUCACACCACUUCCUCCGAUGUUCAACACGCCAUGGAGCUCGAAGCACUCUCGAUGAUCCAAUCCGGCACCCUAGCCGCUCGCCUCGACGUCGUCAACGGCCUGCUCGUGGCCCCGCGAACGGAGGCGCGCGCGGCGACGCACGCGGAUGCGAAGGCCGCGGCGGACGAGGUGGAGCGGACGUUGUUGCUCAGGUUGCAGAGGGUCAAUGCGGUGGUGGCGGGGCUGGAGGUGCCGAGGGGGAAAGGUGGGGGUGCGCAGCAAGCGGGGUGGUGA
Molecule: messenger RNA, 1404 nt
Organism: Saxophila tyrrhenica
Lineage: Eukaryota; Fungi; Ascomycota; Dothideomycetes; Mycosphaerellales; Extremaceae
Exons: 3
Coding region: 1-1404 (467 amino acids)
Cellular component (GO): COP9 signalosome
Source: RefSeq, a predicted model, not a curated record